AUGAGCAUGUACAUACCUCCCACACUACUGCAGCUGACCAUGCAGGGGCUGCUGAAGAAUGAAGCCUUGACCAUCUCUGCUCUGGACUCCAUGCCCAUUGAGCUCUUGCCACCACUGUUCAAGGAGGCCUUCGAAGGCAGACUCACAAAGAUAUUGAAGGCAAUGGUGGCAGCCUGGCCCUUCCCCUGCCUCCCUGUGGGGGUACUGAUGAAGACCCCUGAAGUGGAGAUCUUGCAAGCUGUGCUGGAUGGCAUAGACAUGCUGCUGACUCACAAGCCCCGUCCCAGAAGGUGGAAGCUUCAAGUGCUGGAAUUAAGGAAUGUGCACCAGGAUUUCUGGGAUGUGUGGGCUGGAAGAGAGAAUAGAGCCCACUCAGCAGAGACUGGGAGCGAGAAGCAGAUAGCAAAGAGCCUUCAUAGGUAUGCCCAGAGGUGGUAUUUGAAGGUGGUCACUGACCUGAGCCUCUGCUUCCAUCUGCAAGAACACCAAACAUGCUUGUUGCAGUGGGCCCAGCAGAGAAAGGGCUCUGUGCAGCUGUGCUGUGUGAAGAUGCAGAUCUGUGACUUCCCUGUGGAGACCAUCAUGGGGGUUUUAGACAUUUUCCAGCCACACUACAUCGAAGAAUUGGAACUAUUUACAAACCAGGUCCUUUCCUUCCUGGGUCACUUUGCACCUUGCCUUGGCCAGAUGAGAAAUCUCCACAGAUUCCGUCUACGUCACAUCUACUUGAACCCGGACAGAGUUUUAAUUACAUUUCCAGAAUCAGAGGAGAACUGUUUCUCCAAGUUCCUUACUCAGUUCUCCAAACUCCGCUGUCUCCAGCAUCUCUCCAUGUAUGGCAUCCGCUUUUCCACUGACAAAAUAAAACAGUUGUUCAGAUCCCUGAUGAUCCUGUUGGAGUCCCUGUCUAUCACACUCUCCCGUUUCUCACAGUCAGACUUGCAGUUCUUAUCACGGUGUCCGGGACUCUGUCAACUGAAGCACCUGCACCUCAGUCACAUAGAGUUAUCCACGUCACAUCCCACAGGUCUCCGAGUCCUCCUAGAGAAUGUGGCAGACACUCUGCAGACCCUGGAGUUAGAGCACUGCAGCUUGGAGGACUCUCACCUCAGUGUCCUCCUGCCUGCCCUGAGCCAGUGCUCCGAGCUCACCAGGGUCAAUUUCUGUGACAAUCUCUUCUCCAGGCCUGCACUGAAGGACCUUUUGCAAUGCAUGGCCAAUCUAAACCAGCUGGCUGUAGAGCUCUACCCUGCCCCCCUAGAGUGCUAUGAUCACCUGCAUAAUAUCCUCGUGGACAGAUUUGUGCAACUGUGUCCUGACCUCCUGGACAUAGUCAUGGCCAAAAGGCAGCCCAAGAAAAUGGCUUUUGUUACAGCCAUCUGCCUUGAAUGUUGUCAGCGCUGUGUCUAUGACAUGAAGGCCACACUUUGUCGAUGUUGGCAGUGA
Molecule: messenger RNA, 1446 nt
Organism: Psammomys obesus (fat sand rat)
Lineage: Eukaryota; Metazoa; Chordata; Mammalia; Rodentia; Muridae
Product: PRAME family member 12-like
Exons: 3
Coding region: 1-1446 (481 amino acids)
Biological process (GO): positive regulation of cell population proliferation; negative regulation of cell differentiation; negative regulation of apoptotic process
Cellular component (GO): cytoplasm
Source: RefSeq, a predicted model, not a curated record